AUGCAAGAAUCAUUUGACAUACAUAGAAGAGUACUUAAUUUACUAACUGGUCGAUGGAUCAGCCCGAAUGGAAAGCUAUUCCAGAAGUUGAUUCGCGAAGGUUAUAAAUAUGCUGAUAGACUUUCGGAUUAUUUAGAAGAUAUUGGGACUAUGUAUGUUGGUGAAUUCGAAUUGGACCCUUUAGUAGACUUCUACCACCCACUAUCUAUUUUAGCGAGUAGAGCGGAUAUUCGUAAAAACUUUCCUAUUAGUGUAGAAUCUGCUGUUGUAGGAGGAAUGAGAUUAACUUGGGAGCAAGAAGAGACCAAAGCUUGGAGGGAUGACGUACUUAAAAAAUUCCUCUAUCACCCAAAUUUAGUACUUUUAAGAUAUAAACUGAAUGCAUUAUAUGACGCAUUCACAAAAGCAGAUGUUUUAGAGUCGGAGCAUGUAUUAGCUCUAUCACAGCUACUCGGUUAA
Rhizophagus irregularis DAOM 181602=DAOM 197198 is the source of this 459-nucleotide messenger RNA. Lineage: Eukaryota; Fungi; Glomeromycota; Glomeromycetes; Glomerales; Glomeraceae. The record is from RefSeq and is a predicted model, not a curated record.